Messenger RNA from Symsagittifera roscoffensis, 2051 nucleotides. RefSeq names its product exonuclease 3'-5' domain-containing protein 2-like. The transcript is spliced from 10 exons. Bases 23 to 1879 code for a protein of 618 amino acids. Gene Ontology annotation, biological process: nucleobase-containing compound metabolic process. Gene Ontology annotation, cellular component: nucleus; cytoplasm. Gene Ontology annotation, molecular function: 3'-5' exonuclease activity; nucleic acid binding. The record is from RefSeq and is a predicted model, not a curated record. NCBI's taxonomy places the organism in Eukaryota, Metazoa, Xenacoelomorpha, Acoela, Convolutidae.
AUGUUCACAUACGAAGCCACGCAUGGACUCUUCACGUUGCAUUUAUGCUGCUGGUUUUGCCACCUUAGGUUUGAUUUUUGGCGAGCGGCUGCUUCGCUUCCUGAGACAGAGUGGACAAGUGUUUAAUGAUAUCUUGAGUGUUACCUUGCAGCCAGUUUUGAUCCAGAAGAGUUCCCAGUUAUUGACGUGUGCGCUUCAUGUCAGAGAGCAGACAAACAAGUUUCCGGUCAUUGGACUGGACUGUGAGUGGGGUUCGAACACUAAACGAAUGAACGGCAGAACUGAGCAAACAGAAGAUUUCUUGAAUGCUUGCGACGACCUCGACUGGGUCACAGACACACUGGAAAAACUAGCAUUGGUCCAAAUUGCACUGUUCGAUGGAACAGUUUACGUCAUUCAAAUGAAAAGUAUUUUAGAAGAACUAGACCGUAAUGAAUCAUCAGAUGAUGCAUUGUCUUUGGCUCAUUUGGCCGAAGUCCUGUCAGACGAAAAAGUUACGAAGGUUGGCGUUGGUAUUGAUCUGGAUGUGAAGAAAGUGUGGGAAGUUCUGAAUCUGCAUGUGGCUUCCUGGUUUGACUUGAGAUAUCUGGCGUUUGAGUUCAACCAGCUUAAAUUGAGAGGAAUGGGUCUUGCGAAACUGAGUGGGAAUCUACUGGGGAGAGAAAUGAGCAAGGAGCUGCAACUGUCCAAUUGGGCACAAGAGUGUCUGACUGAAGACCAAAUAUGGUAUGCUGCAAAUGACGCACUCGUCUCCCUCAAGGUCUUCGUCAAGUUCUUCACACUGUUCCAAAUCACAAAACAGAACAGCUUUGAGGACUUUGUGCAGAGGGUGCAGCCUUACUUCAACCAGAAGUAUAAAAUUCGGGGCGGUACGAACCCUUUCAACGGAUCUUUGAAUGCCAAUCACUGUUCAAACAAGGUCACUGCCGCCCCAGGCAGUAGUGGUGUUGACAGUAAGUCAGUGAUUCCUGUGAAAUAUUUGUACAGCAGCAAGAGUGAGAUCUACUCCAAUGGAAGUCUCCUCGCACCCGAUGGUCAGCUACUCUGCACCUGCAGUAUGAACAAACUCAAGUGGUACUGUGUGAAGGGACUGGGAGAGUGGGUGGAUGAUAAACGAGUGAAGUUGUUCUUUGAGCCUGCCAACAGACCCUCCGAGGACAGCGAGUACUACCGACUGCCCAAGAAGAACAUGUGUGUGGUGUGUGGAAGAGAUGAACACAUGCUGCGCAAAAACGUCGUCCCUGUCGAGUACAGAAAACACUUUCCGGACUCGAUCAAAUCGCACCAGUCGCAUGACACUCUGGUGUUGUGUGUGGGCUGUCACGUGCAGAGCAACUGGCACGACCUGCGCAUGCGAAGGGAGCUGGAGCGGGAGUGUGAGGCACCCAUGGGGGCCAUAGUGUCCCUAGUGAAGAAACAGCCCCCUCUGCUGCUGAACAAGGCCAUACAUGCAGCCAGGGCGUUGGUUGCACACAUGGACACUAUGCCGCAGCAGAGAAUAGAGGAGUUGAAACUUCCUGUGGUUGAGUUUGUGAACAGCUGCGAGGCAGAGGCUCUCAACCUGGAUGCCAACAUCACACUUCACACUCUUCAACAUGUUGCCAACAUGAAGCACCAAAACCCGAAGAACGAAGCACUAGAACCGCAUGGGCUGAAAGUGUGUCGCAGCUUUGUGGAGAGAGGACUGGGCUUGGAGGCUCUGAAGCAGAGGUGGAGAGCACACUUCAAAGAGAGUAUGAAGCCACAGUACCUUCCCGAUCUGUGGUGUGUCGAACACAGACCCAAGUACAAGGGCCAGUUCAUCGAUGACUGCUCGGCUGAAGUGCUGCAGUACCUGGAGAAGGGAGGAAAGUACCAGGACUGUCUCAAGAACCCUUGAUGUUGCAUCGGGCAAAGAUUGCAGGCAGAUAAAACUAUUUUGAAAACAGUAGCUUUUUUGAAAUAUUUUUGUUUUCAUCAUUUUAUUAAGAGUCGAUGAAUGUAGAUCAGACUCUUAUAUAGGUCGUGAUCAUUUUCCAGGAAAAGUCUUAAAUGCUCUGGUGACAACAGAA